This is a messenger RNA of Callorhinus ursinus (northern fur seal), 1926 nucleotides long. NCBI's taxonomy places the organism in Eukaryota, Metazoa, Chordata, Mammalia, Carnivora, Otariidae. The record is from RefSeq and is a predicted model, not a curated record.
UAACUUUCUUUGAAAUGGCUCGCACGAAGCAGACGGCCCGCAAGUCGACCGGCGGCAAGGCCCCGCGCAAGCAGCUGGCCACCAAGGCGGCCCGCAAGAGCGCGCCGGCCACCGGCGGCGUCAAGAAGCCGCACCGCUACCGGCCCGGCACGGUGGCCCUGCGCGAGAUCCGGCGCUACCAGAAGUCCACCGAGCUGCUGAUCCGCAAGCUGCCCUUCCAGCGGCUGGUGCGCGAGAUCGCGCAGGACUUCAAGACCGACCUGCGCUUCCAGAGCUCGGCCGUGAUGGCCCUGCAGGAGGCGUGCGAGGCCUACCUGGUGGGGCUCUUCGAGGACACCAACCUGUGCGCCAUCCACGCCAAGCGCGUCACCAUCAUGCCCAAGGACAUCCAGCUGGCGCGCCGCAUCCGCGGGGAGAGGGCAUAUUGUGUACAUUAUUUCUUCUAUGAAAUAAUAUUUCAUGUCCUAGAUAACAGAGAACAUGCCUGGUUCACCUUUGUGCUUCGAUUGAAUGAUACAUCCAGUUGGGUGAGAGUGAGUGGCUCUGAAAAGAGCCUUUGGGUUAGAUUAGCUGAAGACGCUUACUUGUCAAGUUCACUUGGAGCUGGUGUACUUGGUGACGGCCUUGGUGCCCUCGGACACGGCGUGCUUGGCCAGCUCCCCGGGCAGCAGCAGGCGCACGGCCGUCUGGAUCUCCCGGGACGUGAUGGUCGAGCGCUUGUUGUAAUGCGCCAGGCGGGACGCCUCGCCCGCGAUGCGCUCGAAGAUGUCGUUGACGAACGAGUUCAUGAUGCCCAUGGCCUUGGACGAGAUGCCGGUGUCGGGGUGCACCUGCUUCAGCACCUUGUACACGUACACCGAGUAGCUCUCCUUGCGGCUGCGCUUGCGCUUCUUGCCGUCCUUCUUCUGCGCCUUGGUCACCGCCUUCUUGGAGCCCUUCUUCGGGGCCGGAGCCGACUUGGCGGGCUCGGGCAUGGUGAUGUUCGGACACGGAACCCUAACAGAGUGAAAGCUGAGCGCAGGUUCACGGCGCGGAAUUUGAAGAUUCGGACCAAUCAGGAGGACGUUGCCUUUAUAAAUAAGACCCGGAGCAAAAGCAUUACCAGUUGUAAACCGUGCUUGCAACAUCUCGUCAUGGCUCGCACGAAGCAGACGGCCCGCAAGUCGACCGGCGGCAAGGCCCCGCGCAAGCAGCUGGCCACCAAGGCGGCCCGCAAGAGCGCGCCGGCCACCGGCGGCGUCAAGAAGCCGCACCGCUACCGGCCCGGCACGGUGGCCCUGCGCGAGAUCCGGCGCUACCAGAAGUCCACCGAGCUGCUGAUCCGCAAGCUGCCCUUCCAGCGGCUGGUGCGCGAGAUCGCGCAGGACUUCAAGACCGACCUGCGCUUCCAGAGCUCGGCCGUGAUGGCCCUGCAGGAGGCGUGCGAGGCCUACCUGGUGGGGCUCUUCGAGGACACCAACCUGUGCGCCAUCCACGCCAAGCGCGUCACCAUCAUGCCCAAGGACAUCCAGCUGGCGCGCCGCAUCCGCGGGGAGAGGGCGUAAGUUCUCACGAAGGAACGCAAACUAUCAACCCAAAGGCUCUUUUCAGAGCCACCUACAGUUUGCUUGAAGAGCUGUGCCGCAACAGGACAGAAUCUCCGCACUCCCCGUAUCCCCCUUGUCACCGCUAGUGUCAGGGGCGGUGCCAGUGCGCGUUCGCGGGCUGCCCACCUCGCGACUCCGGCCUCCGCCGGAACACUAGCCAAACCUCGCGAUCCUUCCCUUGACAACCGGUGUGAAUCAGGCCGAUUGCGCUGCGUUCCCCAGCAGAGGGUGUAAUUAGACAAGUCUUGGCUUUUUCUUGGAGCCGUCCAUAUAGUUGAGUGUAUUUAAAGUGGCUCAUAAAACCACCGUGGACCUGGGUACUUUCAGCUGAACUACAAAA